This is a messenger RNA of Echinops telfairi (small Madagascar hedgehog), 4845 nucleotides long. RefSeq names its product collagen type II alpha 1 chain (gene COL2A1). The transcript has 54 exons. Gene Ontology annotation, cellular component: collagen type II trimer. The coding region runs from base 1 to 4464 and encodes 1487 amino acids. The record is from RefSeq and is a predicted model, not a curated record. Gene Ontology annotation, molecular function: protein binding; extracellular matrix structural constituent. Lineage: Eukaryota; Metazoa; Chordata; Mammalia; Afrosoricida; Tenrecidae.
AUGAUCCGCCUCGGGGCUCCCCAAACGCUGGUGCUGCUGACGCUGCUCAUCGCCGCUGUCCUUCGCUGUCAGGGCCAGGACGCACAGGAGGCUGGCAGCUGUGUGCAGGACGGGCAGAGGUAUAAUGAUAAGGAUGUGUGGAAGCCCGAGCCCUGCCGGAUCUGUGUCUGUGACACGGGGACUGUCCUCUGCGACGACAUAAUCUGUGAAGAUGUGAAAGACUGCCUCAGGCCCGAGAUCCCCUUCGGAGAGUGCUGCCCCAUCUGCCCAACUGACCUCGCCACUGCCAGUGGGCACCCAGGACCAAAGGGACAGAAAGGAGAACCUGGCGACAUCAAGGAUGUUGUAGGACCCAAAGGACCUCCUGGGCCCCAGGGACCUGCAGGUGAACAAGGCCCCCGAGGUGAUCGUGGCGACAAAGGCGAAAAAGGUGCCCCUGGACCUCGUGGCAGAGAUGGAGAGCCUGGGACCCCUGGAAACCCUGGUCCGCCCGGUCCUCCUGGCCCCCCUGGUCCCCCUGGUCUUGGUGGAAACUUUGCUGCCCAGAUGGCUGGAGGCUUCGAUGAGAAGGCUGGAGGAGCCCAGAUGGGAGUUAUGCAAGGGCCAAUGGGUCCCAUGGGACCAAGAGGACCUCCAGGCCCUGCCGGGUCACCGGGACCUCAAGGGUUUCAAGGCAAUCCUGGUGAACCUGGCGAACCCGGAGUUUCUGGCCCCAUGGGUCCCCGUGGUCCUUCUGGCCCCCCUGGAAAACCUGGUGAUGAUGGUGAAGCUGGAAAACCAGGGAAAUCUGGUGAAAGAGGCCCUCCUGGCCCUCAGGGUGCUCGUGGUUUCCCAGGAACCCCAGGUCUUCCAGGUGUCAAAGGUCACAGGGGUUACCCAGGUCUAGACGGUGCCAAGGGGGAAGCAGGUGCUCCCGGUGCUAAGGGUGAGAACGGCGCCUCUGGUGAGAAUGGAUCUCCGGGUCCCAUGGGUCCCCGGGGUCUGCCUGGCGAGCGAGGACGGACUGGUCCUGCCGGUGCUGCGGGUGCCCGAGGCAAUGACGGCCAACCAGGCCCUGCAGGCCCUCCGGGUCCCGUGGGUCCUGCUGGUGGCCCUGGCUUUCCCGGUGCUCCUGGUGCUAAGGGUGAAGCUGGCCCUACUGGUGCUCGUGGCCCUGAAGGCGCUCAGGGUCCCCGCGGUGAAUCUGGUACUCCUGGCUCCCCCGGGCCUGCCGGUGCCUCUGGUAACCCUGGAACUGACGGAAUUCCUGGCGCUAAAGGAUCGGCUGGUGCCCCUGGGAUUGCUGGUGCUCCUGGCUUCCCUGGGCCCCGUGGUCCUCCUGGCCCUCAAGGUGCCACCGGUCCUCUAGGCCCAAAAGGCCAGACGGGAGAGCCUGGUAUCGCGGGCUUCAAAGGUGAACAAGGCCCCAAAGGAGAGACCGGUCCUGCCGGCCCCCAGGGAGCCCCAGGCCCAGCUGGUGAAGAAGGCAAGAGAGGUGCCCGUGGAGAGCCUGGUGGUGCUGGGCCCAUUGGUCCCCCCGGAGAACGAGGUGCCCCUGGCAACCGUGGUUUCCCAGGUCAAGAUGGUCUAGCAGGUCCCAAAGGGGCCCCUGGAGAGCGAGGGCCCGCUGGCCUGGCAGGUCCCAAGGGACCCAACGGGGAAAAUGGUCGACCCGGAGAACCUGGCCUUCCUGGAGCCCGGGGCCUCACUGGUCGCCCUGGUGAUGCCGGUCCUCAAGGCAAAGUUGGCCCCUCGGGUGCCCCUGGUGAAGACGGUCGUCCUGGUCCUCCCGGUCCUCAGGGGGCUCGUGGGCAGCCUGGUGUCAUGGGUUUCCCUGGCCCCAAAGGUGCCAAUGGUGAGCCUGGCAAAGGUGGUGAGAAGGGACUGCCUGGAGCACCCGGUCUGAGAGGUCUUCCUGGUAAAGACGGUGAAACAGGUGCUGCAGGCCCCCCCGGCCCCGCUGGACCUGCUGGAGAACGGGGCGAGCAGGGGGCUCCUGGACCAUCUGGGUUCCAGGGACUUCCUGGCCCUCCCGGUCCCCCAGGUGAAGGUGGAAAAGCAGGUGACCAGGGUGUUCCCGGUGAAGCUGGUGCGCCUGGCCUUGUGGGCCCCAGAGGUGAGCGGGGCUUCCCAGGAGAACGAGGCUCUCCAGGGGCCCAGGGCCUCCAGGGCUCCCGUGGCCUCCCUGGCACUCCUGGCACAGACGGUCCCAAAGGUGCUUCUGGACCAGCUGGACCCCCCGGGGCCCAGGGCCCUCCAGGUCUGCAGGGAAUGCCUGGCGAGAGAGGAGCAGCUGGUAUCUCUGGGCCUAAGGGAGACAGGGGUGAUGUUGGUGAGAAAGGUCCCGAGGGAGCCCCUGGGAAAGACGGUGGCCGAGGCCUUACAGGUCCUAUUGGCCCCCCUGGCCCUGCUGGUGCCAAUGGUGAGAAGGGGGAAGUUGGACCUCCUGGCCCGGCGGGGACGGCUGGAGCUCGAGGUGCCCCGGGUGAACGUGGACAGGCUGGCCCCCCCGGGCCCGCUGGAUUUGCAGGGCCUCCUGGUGCUGAUGGUCAGCCUGGUAUCAAGGGCGAGCAAGGAGAGGCCGGCCAGAAAGGUGACGCUGGUUCCCCAGGUGCUCAGGGCCCCUCAGGAGCUCCCGGGCCUCAGGGUCCUACCGGAGUGACUGGCCCCAAAGGAGCCCGAGGUGCACAAGGCCCUCCGGGAGCCACUGGAUUCCCCGGAGCUGCUGGCCGCGUCGGACCCCCAGGCUCCAAUGGUAACCCCGGCCCCCCUGGGCCCCCUGGCCCCUCUGGCAAAGAUGGCCCCAAAGGAGCACGAGGAGACAGCGGCCCCCCUGGCCGUGCUGGUGACACUGGCCUCCAAGGUCCUGCUGGAGCCCCUGGCGAAAAAGGGGAGCCUGGAGAUGAUGGGCCUUCCGGUCCUGACGGCCCUCCAGGCCCCCAAGGUCUUGCUGGGCAGAGGGGCAUCGUGGGUCUGCCUGGACAGCGUGGUGAGAGAGGAUUCCCCGGCCUGCCCGGCCCGUCGGGUGAGCCUGGUAAGCAGGGAGCUCCCGGCUCCUCUGGUGACCGAGGUCCCCCUGGCCCGGUGGGCCCUCCCGGCCUGAGUGGUCCUUCUGGUGAGCCUGGACGCGAGGGAAGCCCUGGUGCUGACGGCCCCCCUGGCAGAGACGGAGCAGCCGGUGUGAAGGGUGACCGUGGUGAGACUGGUCCCCUCGGUGCUCCAGGAGCUCCUGGACCCCCUGGCUCUCCUGGCCCCUCCGGCCCAACUGGCAAGCAGGGAGACCGAGGAGAAGCUGGUGCACAAGGCCCCAUGGGACCUGCUGGGCCAGCAGGAGCCCGAGGAAUAGCCGGCCCACAAGGCCCCCGAGGGGACAAAGGAGAAACUGGAGAGGCUGGCGAGAGGGGACUGAAGGGGCAUCGUGGCUUCACUGGUCUGCAGGGGCUGCCCGGCCCUCCUGGUCCUUCUGGAGACCAAGGUGCUUCCGGUCCUGCUGGUCCUUCUGGCCCUAGAGGUCCCCCCGGCCCUGUUGGCCCCUCUGGCAAAGAUGGCUCUAAUGGAAUCCCUGGCCCCAUCGGACCCCCAGGCCCCCGUGGACGUUCGGGAGAAACUGGCCCUGCUGGUCCUCCUGGCAAUCCUGGCCCCCCCGGCCCUCCAGGUCCCCCCGGCCCCGGCAUCGACAUGUCCGCCUUUGCUGGCCUCGGCCAGAGAGAGAAGGGCCCUGACCCGAUGCAGUACAUGCGGGCUGACCAGGCAGCUGGAUCGCUGAGGCAGCACGACGUCGAGGUGGAUGCCACGCUCAAGUCCCUCAACAACCAGAUCGAGAACAUCCGCAGCCCCGAGGGCUCUCGCAAGAACCCCGCGCGCACCUGCCGUGACCUGAAACUCUGCCACCCUGAGUGGAAGAGCGGAGACUACUGGAUUGACCCCAACCAGGGCUGCACCUUGGACGCCAUGAAGGUCUUCUGCAACAUGGAGACCGGCGAGACCUGCGUCUACCCCAACCCGGCCAACGUCCCCAAGAAGAACUGGUGGAGCAGCAAGGGCAAGGAGAAGAAGCACGUUUGGUUUGGGGAAACCAUCAAUGGCGGCUUCCACUUCAGCUAUGGAGAUGACAACCUGGCCCCCAACACUGCCAGCAUCCAGAUGACCUUCCUGCGCCUGCUCUCCACGGAGGGCGCCCAGAACAUCACCUACCACUGCAAGAACAGCAUCGCCUACCUGGACGAAGCCGCCGGCAACCUCAAGAAGGCCUUACUUAUCCAGGGCUCAAACGACGUGGAGAUUCGGGCUGAGGGUAACAGCAGGUUCACGUACAGUGCCCUGAAGGAUGGCUGCACGAAACACACCGGUAAGUGGGGCAAGACCAUCAUCGAGUACCGGACCCAGAAGACCUCUCGCCUCCCCAUCAUUGACAUCGCACCCAUGGACAUAGGGGGGCCGGAUCAGGAAUUUGGUGUGGACAUCGGGCCUGUCUGCUUCUUGUAAACAAACCAACAGAACAAACAAACCCCAAGCCAGAAGCAACACAGCCCGUUCUAAACAAGACCCCGCGUACUUUCCACCCUGGUCACUCUAGGACUCUGCAUGGGACGGCUGACCUGACCUGAUGGCCAUUCAUCCCCACCUCUCACAUUGUGGACUUUUUCAUCCCCCUCUCUUCCUGAGAGACCUGAACUGGGCAGACUGCAAAAUAAAAUCUUGGCGUUCUAUUUAUUUAUUGUCUUCCUGGGAAAAACCUUUGGGUCAAGGCCGAGGCCGGAAACUAACUGGUGUGAGUCAAAUGCCCCUGAGUGACUGCCCCUCCUCUGCCCGGGCACGAUGACCAACAUCUGGUGCCAGGCGCAGGAACUGUGUGUGUCCUUACAC